AUGCUAAUCACAAGUAUCAAAGAUUUGCUGAACUCGCAAAUCAACUGCUCGUCGCCGCAUCACGAUCUCGUCGUUUAUCCAAAAUGGAUCGUCUUCUAUUCGGACGUCAAUUAUAAGAAGCCGUGCUUCGUCAAGUUCUUCAUUCAAAAUCGCGAUCGAUUUCCCGUCGUCUACACGAUCAAAUCAAAGCAAAAACUCUUCAAAAUAAUGGAUAGCAGUUGCGGAAUUCUUCAGCCCGGCGAGAAGAAGACGUUCAAACUUUACCUUCUCGCCGCUGAUGAUUGGCCUCUGGGCGUCAAUGACUACGUUCACAAACAUCUGAAGCUGGCGAUCGAGAAUCUCCGCAUCCCCUACAACAUCAAACCAGAGAAUAAGCUUGAGAGUCAGACGAUCGCCAAAAAUAUUUGGAAACGCUCAAUAACUGAAUGGCCGAUGGAGAGGAUGUACACAAAAAUAAGUGUAAUGCUCGAAAAAUGCGAAUGA
Molecule: messenger RNA, 483 nt
Organism: Caenorhabditis bovis
Lineage: Eukaryota; Metazoa; Nematoda; Chromadorea; Rhabditida; Rhabditidae
Source: the annotation of a GenBank genome assembly